Molecule: messenger RNA, 2504 nt
Organism: Sardina pilchardus (European sardine)
Lineage: Eukaryota; Metazoa; Chordata; Actinopteri; Clupeiformes; Clupeidae
Product: membrane-spanning 4-domains subfamily A member 5-like
Exons: 8
Coding region: 153-890 (245 amino acids)
Cellular component (GO): membrane
Source: RefSeq, a predicted model, not a curated record
UAUGGUUAAACGAAUGACUCAUUGGAAUCGAGGGGCUGGAUUACCAGGAACUUCCAUAAUCAUAUCCUGUUGCGGAAGUGAACCUGAAGAAAUCGCCUAGACCUAACUCACGUAGAGUGUUUUGUUGACACAAUAUCAACCAAAUCAUCAGGAUGUCAGUGACAAUGACCAGGAUGGAAGGGGUGACUGUUAUAACGAUGACCAGCAACAACCCCAAAAGUAACUGGCCUUUGCUGUGUCAGAUACUGGGGACGCUCUGCUACAGCCCAGCAUGCUCUGUAUCUCACAAGCUCAGAGGGCUUCUUGGAGCAACGCAAUCUGCCCUAGGGACCGCUCAGAUCAUGAUUGGAUUGCUAAACAUCGGCUUUGGAUCAACAAUGAGGACAUCAAUGUGGUACUAUUAUAGUCCGCUCAACGACUGCGGGGGCCCCUUUUGGCUUGGUGCUUUGUUUAUUCUAUUUGGUGUGAUGUGCAUUCUUGCAGAGAAGUGUCCAAGCACUUGUCUGGUUGUCAUAACUGGGUUGAUGAACUUUGUAAGUGCUGCCUUUGCCGUAACUGCCAUUGUUCUGUAUGCAAUUAAUCUUGCCUCGAUAAGAUACUUCGAUGAUUGUCAAGGCUACAAUUACGAUUACGGUUACUAUGACAGACCAAGGACCCCAAAACCCCCGUCAGAAUAUGAGGAUAUCUGCAAAACAUAUAGAGCCAAUAUACGGGUCUUAUUGCAAGGAAUGUCCAUCGUAAUGAUCAUCUUUGCAGUUGUACAACUCUGCAUUGCCAUCAGUGCUGGUGUCAAGGCAUUUAAGGCUGUUUGCAAGAGGGAAACAUCUGUGCAGGACCCUGAGCUCAAGACUCCUCUUGUCGAUGAAGUCUUGUCUUACCCCACAGUUUAACAUGGCCAUUUCAAGCCACAUUCAUCUCUGUAGUUGUCAUGAUAAUAAUAGUGAAUUUUAUUUGUUUUGCACUUCAUAUUAUGGUAAUCUCAAAGUGCUACAGAGCAGCAGUUUAAAAAAGAAAAAUAUAGCUCAAAUAAAAACAGAUACAAAAAUCAUGCAAUUUAAAAUAGAUGAUGGUCAGUAGUUAAAUUUGAGAAAAUCUCAAGGUAAAUAAACAGUUAGAUGAAAAACCUAUAAAAUACAUUGAACAGAAAGCUUUUUUUUUUUAAAAAAAAAAGAUGUGUUUUUAAGUUUUGUUUAAAAACUUCUGUAGUCUGUGGGUGCCUUUAGAUGGUCAAGGAGGGCGUUCCACAGCCUUGGACCGUGGACCGGAGGGUGCUUGAGGAGGUCUGGGGGUUGAGGAGUUCCUGUAGUUAAAGGGGGGCAUGUCCGUAAAUGCACUGGUGGGUGAAGAGUGAGACCUUAUAUUCAAUUCUGAAAUUAACCAGGAGCCAGUGAAGAGUUUUCUGGAAGGGGGUGCUGUAUUCACCAUGGGGUGCUGUAUUCACCGUCAUCAGGAUCCUGGCAGCACUGUUCUGGAUGUAUUGUAGCACUUGUGUGCUCUUCCCAGAGAUCCCGUUGAGGAGUGCAUAUUUAUCAAAUAUUUACUGCUGCUCCAAGGCUGUGGAUCGCCCUCCUUGACUGCUACUAUGUUGUGCUGGGGUAAGGGAGAUACUUGAUAAUGAUUCUGUGCCUUUUAUGCACUAGGUAUGCUCACCAAUCAAAAGUGGCCCAACUUUUGAAAGCUGUUGACUUUCAAAAAGUACAUUACAAAUCAAAUUGCAAUAGCAAUAUCUGUCAGGAAAAAAGUUACAUGCCGUUUUGAUGAACACUAUCUCGAAACGAGAACCAACGAGAGCUGGCUAGCUUUUAAGUGUGUGUGUUUUUUUUUAUAUAUUUAGUUGUUAGUCACAUAGUUUAGUAUUUUUUUUGAGUUUCCAUGAAAAUACCAAAGUAUAGUUUUUACACACACUUUCUCAAAGAAAAAUUGCACCUGGUCAAAUAUGUAACUGAAAAUGCAUCUGCAACUGCAGUUUGAGACAAAACCCCCUACAGAUUUGUAAACAUCACCUGAUUCUCAUUGUUCUCGCCUCCUCUCUCUCUCUUUCUCUCUCUUUCUCUCUCUCACUCUCUCUGUCUGCCUCUCUCGUACUCUGCGUGUGUGUGUUGCAGUGCUCCAGUCUGAUCCAGGUCUCAAGACUAUUUUUUUUGCUUGUCUCAGAAUUGAAAGCAUUUUUUUUAAAGUGUAUAUUUUAUGGUAUAUCCUUAAAUAUCCUAGGCUAUAAGUAUCCACCAUUACAAAUAUUCUUAUUUUAAUAAAAAUGUGUAGUGGAGGGGGUAAAAUUGUAAUGAGACAUAGUUAAGUCUACUUAUGUGCAUGAAUAUACAGUAGUCGCCUUUGAAUGUGGGUGGGUUUGAUUGCAAAAGGAUGGUCAAGUGGGUGGCUGGUUGCAAAAGGCCCUUGUAGACUUGCACUGAAAGUGUAUUUUAUUGAUGGACUAGUCAAUUGAUUAUGUUAAAGAUGUUCAAUUGUUUGCUGAUAUAAUUAAAUUUCACACUUUGAAUAUGAAA